CAUUAAUGGAGCGCACAAAGCUGCAUGCUUUCUCUGAAGACGGAGACGACAUGUUCAAUUCUGACCAGAACAAGGAAGGAUUCGAGAUCCAAGGCAGAAAGUUCUUCUCACAAGGAUGUGUGAAAGGAGAGUCUAAGAGUGGAUCGUCUUUUAGGAAUUAUGACUCGGAUAAUAGUUAUCAUAAUGCAAUUUUGAGGAAAGAGUAUGCCUCUAAUAGUAAUGAUGGGUUUCAGAUUGAAGAGAAAAUGGAUGAAUCUCAUUCUACAGAAGAAAUUUCAGAUGAGGAUUCUUCAAUGAAUUGCUUCCAAAAGUGUUUUAAAAAGAAAAAUAAACCAUUUUGGUUCGCUGGAAUUCUUGCUAUCAGCAUCUUUUUAGAAAGGUUUUGAUUCUUAGUCACUGUAUACAAGACCAGAGAACACGGCUAUGUCCUGAUUUUAUGUGUUGCUUUCUUGAACUCUAUGUUUGCUCUUUUUCAAACCAUAUUAAAGAAAAAGAAGCAUAAAAAGAAUUUAUAUGAGUAUUAUCAGCUAAGAAAGACCCCUAAAGUAGGAAUAUGAAUUUAUAUUUUGAUAUCAGUUUUGGAUAUUUUCUAUGUCUUCUUCCUAUUUUGGUCAGCUAAUACCAUCCCGAUAGCUGCACUGAUAUGCUUACUACAACUGUUCAUCCCCUUCAACAUGAUUAUUCGAAGGUUUUUCUUGAAUCAACCUCAUAAUUUGAUACACUGGAUAUCUGGAAGCCUUAUUCUAAUCGGAUGAGGGUUGUGCUUUGUCAGAGUUUUUCUGUAUGAAUCCCCAGAAGAUCCAGUAAAGUACCUACUCUUCUUUGCUUUAUCAUCUCUGUUGAAGGUAAUAUCUCUGGGUAUUAAGGAAGGUUUGGUAAGGUCGCAACCAAUCAAUAAUGAAAAGUUUAACUUCAAGACUUCAUUAGGUCAAUUUUUAAUAGGAGUAAUACUGACUCCAAUUAUUGUGAACAUAUACACAAGCUCGGACCAAUCAGAAUCUUCCGGAUCUACAUGGCAAAAUAUUGGAACAUAUCUUGCUGAUGGAUUCAGAUGAGUAACCUCAUUCAGUGAGGAUCAGAAAAAUCAAGAGAUUCAGGGUUGCUCCUUUGCUCUAUUUUACAUCCUAAUGUACACUAUCAGCACAUUCCUUUUUCAAAUUGUGCUAAAAGCUCUGCUUGAGAGGAGGAAAUUCUUGAUAAUCAAGAGAGUGUUCUCCUGAACUUUCUUAAUCACACUGGCAUCCUUUGCUUUGGGUUAUCUAGCCAUCCCUGGGCAUCAAUAUUUUGACAAGAUUGUUCUGGUUGACCUUGCUUGCGUAUUCUUUGUAAUGAUUGGGGUCUUCUUUUAUGAUGAAACACCUGCAAAAAUAUCAGUUGAAAAAUUUUAA
This is a messenger RNA of Moneuplotes crassus, 1388 nucleotides long. NCBI's taxonomy places the organism in Eukaryota, Ciliophora, Spirotrichea, Euplotida, Euplotidae. The record is from the annotation of a GenBank genome assembly.